Paramecium tetraurelia is the source of this 1194-nucleotide messenger RNA. RefSeq lists its product as uncharacterized. The transcript has 5 exons. The record is from RefSeq and is a predicted model, not a curated record. Lineage: Eukaryota; Ciliophora; Oligohymenophorea; Peniculida; Parameciidae.
AUGCAGAAUGAUUUAAAUAUAUCUUUGAGUGAAGCCCCUAAUAAAUAGACGAUUAUGGUCAUCGGAUUACAAUAAGCAGGAAAGACUGCAUUUGUUUAGAAAUUUUCGGCUAUAAAUAAAAAACUUUUCUAAGACUCCAAGAUUCCAGAAUACGAUAUAGAAUUAAUUGAUACACCAUCUUAUGAUUCAUUUUUUACAUUGCUACCUUUUAGAGACCCUAAAGUUACUGGAUAUAUCAUUGUCUUUUGUUAGCAAAAUUCAGAAAUAUUGAAAUCGACCAAGUAAAUUAGAAAGAAAUUGUUUUCGAUCAAUGGUCAACAUAAAAGAACUGUAAUACUUUUUAAUGAAUUUACAUAUUUUGAUAAUAGGUCUUCUGAAAUUCAAGAAGAAAUUUUGGAUAUCAAAUAUUGGUCCAAGCAAUAGGAUAUUAUAUUUUCCUAGCUAGAUAUAAAAAGAGCAUCUUCCAAGGAAAUAGUAAAUUUCUUUGAAAGGAUGUUUAUGAAAAAAAUACGAACAACUUUGAAUUAGAAAAUAUUUAUUAUCAUCUAGUUUGGAGUUAGCAUCUAUGUUUUUUUAUUUGCAAUUUGGUUGUCAAUUAAGGAUCCAUCUUUAAUUAUAAGUAAUAUUUAAUUGGAAAUUUACUGCUUGGCCUUGCUGUGUUUAGGGAUUUCAAAUAUGUUCAUACCAUAUUUUAUUAGAACAGGAAUAAAGGAUUCAAACACAUAAUGCAUUAAUAGAUCCAAAAUUUUCAGUUGUUUAGUAACUGUUAUCUCAGUCAUAACCCUGAUCAUUGCCUCCAUGUUUUUGUAGUUGCUAUCCUGUCUAAUUAUGUCUAUACUUUUCACGUUUAAUUCAGUACUUUGCUUAUUUUUUACAUUUCUAUUUAUGAAAAGUUAUUUUUAAUAAGAUCAGAUAAUGAUUAUUUAUACAAAGAUGUUAAACUAGAUUUAAUAUGAAUAAACCACAAGGUUUCUAAGAUUUAUAUAAUAUCGCUUUUUUGAUUAUUCCUUUUUUUAAAUUCACUAGCUAUCUAAAUUUUAUGAUGAUUUAUUCAAAUAAUUAAUUUAUUAUUCACACUCUCUAAAAUUGUUCAUUUUAAUGUAAUAAGUUAAUAAACUAUUUAAUUUAUCAAUAUCAGCACAUACCUUUGUUAAAGUUGAUUAUGUCCUCCGUAAUGGCAAUUUAUUUAAAUGA